CUCCCACAGGUGCGCAACAGGUGCAUCUAUGCAGAGAGGCAGAUUAAAGCGAGAGAAGGAACAGAGAGAGACAGUGUGAGGACACUACAAGGACGUGGAUCAGGGACUCACACACACUGAGAGGACUACCACUGAACGAGUCUACAUCCCCGAAUCAGAGAGUCCGUCAUGGCGUCUUCCUGUGAUCUGAGCAGCGUCCUGACCCAUGCCAACCUGACCAUGUACCCGUCUGGCAGCCCAGACCUCCUGCAGCAGCCGGGCCUGGCCCUGCACCCCCCCUGCAUGGAGCCCCUGCUGAUGCCACACACACCGUACAGCGGCCUCAUGAGUCCCUGGUACGAGGUCCACCCCCAGAGCUGGACCAAACAACAUGUGCUGGAGUGGAUCAGCUUCAACGUGGACGCCUGCAAGCUGGACAGCAGCACCUUAAGCAUGUCCUGCUGCAACAUGGACGGGCAGGCUCUCUGUCAGUUGACGCACGGCCAGCUGAUCAACACCUUCGGCUCCCUGCUGGGGUCAGUGCUCCUCCACAGCCUCCAGGAGCACAAGUCCAAAUAUGAGCACUUCACAGUCACAGGCACAGAGCUGAGCGAGACAUGCAAACUCCUGGACAUCUUCCUGGACAACUUCCCCGAAUUCCCAUUCCUCAACUCCGUGACUAUAGGCGAAGCCAGAGAAGACUCCCCUUAUUGCCUGGACACUAGCGACACCAUGGCACCUCGUAGCGAUGAUGGCUACGACUCUGAAGGUCUGUCCAGUAGCUCCUCAUCAGGUGGGAUAUUCAGCAGCCUCCACCCCAGCUCUCCUGAAUCCAGGAGCAGUGAUUCUGACCCAGAGUUCUGCUAUCCAGCCUUUGCAAAGCACAUCAAGACAGAGAAGUGUGAGGUGAAGAAGAGGGGCAGGGGGAGGCCUCCCAAACUCACCAGGGACCACUUCUUCGACCCCACCUCCAAAAAGAGCAAGCACGCUCCCAGGGGGACCCAUCUGUGGGAGUUCAUCCGGGACAUCCUGAUCCACCCCGAGCAGAACCAGGGGCUCAUGAAGUGGGAGGACCGGCGCGACGGCGUCUUCAAGUUCAUCAAGUCGGAGGCCGUGGCCCAGAUGUGGGGCCAGAAGAAGAAGAACAGCAGCAUGACCUACGAGAAGCUGAGCCGGGCCAUGAGGUACUACUACAAGAGAGAGAUCCUGGAGCGGGUGGAUGGAAGGCGUCUGGUCUACAAGUUUGGAAAGAACUCCAGUGGGUGGAAGCUGGAGGAAACUCGACUGGGCAUGUGAGAUGUGACCGGUGGGUAGAAGCCAUUUGUAUAGAAUGGUGGGCCGUCAAUGAAACAUACUCGGUUUUUAAAGUCCUGCAGUCAUUAGGAUACAAAAAAACAAAUCAUUGAAUGCCCUUUUCUACCUGUAUCAAUCAAACAGAAUCUAACUUCUCUCUUUCGGAGGAGGUGUUGCAGAAAAUGUAAGCCAUUGUUUUUGGCUCAAGUAGGUUUUAUGAACCAAUAUUGUUGUUGUAUAGUGUUGAUGUGUCUUUUUAUACGGCAGUCACUUUGCGACUGGUAUCGUCUUUCUUUGUUUUCAUUGUUGUGAUGGCGAUGGGAGUUUGAGUUGUUACGUUGAGGAAGCCUUCCCAGACCCUGUAUCGGGAAGAGGUGGCAUGUCUAUAUCUGUACUCACUCUGGGGUUUUAUCCAUAAAGGAUUGCAUUUCUUUAUGUACUUUACAUUGUAUGAGAGGAACUCUCCUAAUCUGUAACUUUAGCAGCCCCCUGGGUAUGUGGGCAUUCAUGAUGUGUACUAAUACAAUGUUAGCACUGGGAACAUAUUCAUUUCCAUUGUAAAAAAGAGUACAAUAUACUGUUCAUACUUAUAGUCAAAAUAACUCUUAACAGUGUCUUUUCGAAACAUUGUUUUGAGUUUACCUUGUAAAGGAGCCAUAACGAUUUAUAUUGGAGUUCAACUAUAUAAAUACCCUCAGUUUUUAUGUUUUAUUUGUUAUGAGGUAGAAUUAAGUUAAUUUGUGAAAUAGAGAGAGGGGAGGGACAGCAGACUACAUAUAUGAAGGUAAAAGUAAACAUACAGCUAUUUGUGACAUGAACUCAAGAUUAGCAUGUAUGCUUUCAGUGAGUUAUAUUUUCACUGCAGUUUUAAAGUGAAGUUUUAUCAUUUUAUUUUAACAUAUUCAUGCUCAAAUACUUGGGAUAGUUUACAGCCCGACGUAGGAAGCGUAAAUACAAGUUGUAUGAAUGACAAAUCACCGGGCCCUGACCCCAUUGCUAUUACUCUAUUCAGCUGAUCUGUACAACAUUAGAUCACUUAAUAUUAUGUGUAUGAGAAUUAAAUCUCAGACUAUCCUGUGUAAUAUCUUUACUUUAGUGUAUGGUACAUUGUUUUGUAUGUUUAUCAGUAUAACCUUUUAAUGAAAAUAAAUACAUUUAAUAAAUAUUA
Messenger RNA from Osmerus eperlanus (European smelt), 2440 nucleotides. It is a transcript of the gene elf3, whose product is annotated as E74-like factor 3 (ets domain transcription factor, epithelial-specific). Gene Ontology annotation, cellular component: nucleus. NCBI's taxonomy places the organism in Eukaryota, Metazoa, Chordata, Actinopteri, Osmeriformes, Osmeridae. Gene Ontology annotation, biological process: cell differentiation; regulation of transcription by RNA polymerase II. Gene Ontology annotation, molecular function: DNA-binding transcription factor activity, RNA polymerase II-specific; sequence-specific DNA binding. The record is from RefSeq and is a predicted model, not a curated record. The transcript has 9 exons. The coding region runs from base 169 to 1275 and encodes 368 amino acids.